AUGGAUUUCAGGAGUCCAGUGGUGGUGACUCCCCCUUUGGAGGCCGUAGAAGAGUUGGAAGCUACACCGAUUGAUGACCAACCGACUGUGAGAUCUAUGACGCAAAAGGUUCUUGAUUGUAUAAAUGAUGAAAUAUUGAGAUUUUUGUAUGGGUUACAGUGUCUCGUAAUCCAAAUAUGGCAAGCAUACAUAGGAAGAUUGGAGAUCGGUUGUGCCUUGAUUUGUCUGGGGUGGAGGUCGAGUGCAAGAGAUGAACUAUUGACAAUUUUAAGAAACAAUAGAUUUUUGCUGAUUUUGGACGAUGUGUGGGAGAGAUUGGAACUGAAAGAAAUUGGAAUUCCUCGACCAACUGUUAAGAACAACUGUAAGGUUUUCCUAACAACUCGGAAUUGUGAUUUGUGCAGUGAAUUGGAGGCCAACAUAAGCAUUGAAGUAAAAAAAUUACCAAAGGCAGAAGCAUGAAGUUUGUUCAAGAAGAAAGCAGGUCGACAAGUUGCCUCUACAUCAAUAGAAUCCCUCGCCGAGACCAUUAUCAAAACAUGUGAUGGUCUACCGCUUGCACUCAUCACAGUUGCACAGGCUAUGGCGAACAAAGAAAGCAUGGAAGAGUGGGAGGAUACUAUAACCAAAAUGAACUGGUCUGCUUCAAAUUUACAUGGCAUGGUUCAAUACUGUAUAGUAGAUAACCCUAGUACUCUCGAUGCCACACGUAACAGGGGUUAUGCUUUGCUCGAAUGCCUUAAAACAACAUGCAUGAUAGAAAGUGGUAUCGAUGAACAAACAAUGAAAAUGCACAACAUGAUGCGAGAAUUGGCAUUAUGGAUCACUUCUCUUAUGUCUAUUCAUGGCCCUAACUUCAUAGUAAAAACUUCCUCAAUUGCCAAAGAGCCCCAAACUUCGCAUAAAAAAUCCCAACAGGUCAUCCCUCAAUUUCAUUUCAUUGAAUGUAUGCAUGCCUUUUGUGAGUUUGAUCUCUCUAGGACUGGGAUUGAAUCCCUACCUCAUUCCCUAUCAAACUUAGUGAACCUCCGCAUUUUUUGUUUAAAAGACUGUUUUGAACUUGAAGAGCCACCACCAGAAAUUGGAGAGCUUCAAGGACUCCAACUUUUGGAUCUUCAAGGGUGCAUUAAUAUGAAGGAGCUACCUUUGAGAUUGGGGCAUUUAAUAAAUCCGAGGCACCUGGAUAUAUCUUACAUUGAGUACCUUCAAAAUAUUCCACCUAAGGUAUUGUCUGGGUUGCGUAGUUUGGAGGAGUUGAAUGCAUGGUUAACUGAAGACGAUUGGGAUGCUGAUGCUGAUGAUACCGCAGAUUGGAGUGAAGCGUGCUUGGCAGAACUGAACUACUUGUCAUGCUUGACCACUCUUGACAUUUCUCUGCAUUGUUCUCAUAUAUUUCCUCAUACUAUGAAGCUGUUGGGGAAGAGAACACGAAUGCUAAAUUUUGAAAGCUGCACCAUCAUAGAUAGGCGAGCAGCAUUGGCUCCUUUAAUAGAGGCACACAGCUUACGGUCUAUGUCUUUCUUCAAAAGUAGAGGUUUGACAUGGCUUCGCCCUCUCAACAUCUCUGAGCAGCUUUAUAUUGACCAAUGCGACGAUCUGGGCUGUCUGGUGCACUCUGAGGAUGCCAAGGAUAUAGAUGCAUUUAAGACAUUGGUGAUGCUGAAUCUUGCUUUGCUGCCUAGCUUUGAAAGGAUAUGUGAAGGCAGCCCUCCGUAUGGAUGCUUUGGAUUACUAAAGGAAAUAGAAGUAUAUCAAUGUCCAAGAUUGGUGUUCUCUUCACCAGUGGUACAACAGCUCAAAAAUCUCACUCAAAUUUAUGUUACGUUUUGUGACGAAAUAAAGGCAUUAAUUGAAGAUGAGGAGAUGGAUGAGGAUGUAUUGCCCAAGUUAAGAACAUUGAAACUAAAUGAUCUACCAAAGCUAGCCACCAUAUGUGGUGAGUGUGAGUUGAAUUGGCCAUUGUUGGAGGAGCUAGUCGUGUUUCGUUGUUCGAGGUUAAAGAAGGUCCCUCUUUGCCUUGAGAGUGUAGACCGAUUACAGAAUGGUAAAGGAGAUCAGAAAUGGUGGAAAUGCCAAGACAUCUGGUCCCACGUUGAACUGCGCUUCAAGGAUCUUUGAUGAGGGAUAAGAGUGGGACAACUAAUGUUUAACUACACAUACUCAUUUUCCUAUCUCACUUAAUCUUUUAACUUCCCUAGAAAAUGCAAGGUCCUUGGUAUGUGCGUGU
Amborella trichopoda is the source of this 2227-nucleotide messenger RNA. Lineage: Eukaryota; Viridiplantae; Streptophyta; Magnoliopsida; Amborellales; Amborellaceae. The record is from RefSeq and is a predicted model, not a curated record.